AUGUAUUUACUACCAAAGGAGCAAAAACCAAUGGACACCAAUCUUGGGCUGAGGCAUCAGAAGCGGAAGAUUGGGCUCUACAACAAUGAUAUCAACAAUAGCCAAGGUGAGACCGCCGAGUCCAAGAUGGCUAUACCGGAGCCUCGCGAACCACCAGCAGUGAUGAAGGCCACCAAUUGGAGGUUAGAUGAUUUGGCAGACGAAAUGGGAACCGCGGACGGUGGUGAACGUAUCGACGUCAUCAUGAACCCACACCGGCAUGAAACGACUUAG
Molecule: messenger RNA, 273 nt
Organism: Pochonia chlamydosporia 170
Lineage: Eukaryota; Fungi; Ascomycota; Sordariomycetes; Hypocreales; Clavicipitaceae
Exons: 3
Coding region: 1-273 (90 amino acids)
Source: RefSeq, a predicted model, not a curated record